Molecule: messenger RNA, 6214 nt
Organism: Sardina pilchardus (European sardine)
Lineage: Eukaryota; Metazoa; Chordata; Actinopteri; Clupeiformes; Clupeidae
Product: phosphofurin acidic cluster sorting protein 1-like
Exons: 21
Coding region: 70-2511 (813 amino acids)
Biological process (GO): protein localization to plasma membrane
Molecular function (GO): transmembrane transporter binding
Source: RefSeq, a predicted model, not a curated record
UGUAGGCACCAGUGGGUCGGUGAACGAGGUCCAGACACAGACAGCCUGAGCUGCGAUCCCUGAGAGGCGAUGAUGGCGGCGGCUGUAGAGAGAGGAGGGGUACGAGCCGCCUUCUUGAAUCCAGGCAGCGGAGGUGGAGGCGGCGGACCAGCCCCGAUGCUCGUCCCUGCCGCUCCCGGAGCUCCGUCUGGGGCUGCUGGUUCGUGCUCAGCGUCGGGAGGUUCGGGUCCCAUGCCCGUGCCUAUGAAUCUUUUUGCAACAUGGGAAAUAGACCGAUCGUCCCCGAGCUGUGUUCCGAGGUUGUGUAGCCUUACAUUGAAGAAGCUCAUCGUGCUCAAGGAGCUGGACAAGGAGCUCAACUCUGUGGUUAUCGCUGUGAAAAUACAGGGUUCCAAGCGAAUCUUGAGGUCAAACGAGUACAUGCUCCCCCCGAGUGGUCUGAUGGAGACGGACCUGGAGCUCACCUUCUCCCUACAGUACCCCCACUUCCUGAAGCGUGACGCUAACCGGCUGCAGAUUAUGCUCCAGCGGCGCAAGCGCUACAAGAACCGCACCAUCCUGGGAUACAAGACUCUCGCUGUGGGGGUCAUCAACAUGGCUGAGGUUCUGGACUCGGACCCGGUAGACCAGACCCAGGAGGUGGAGGAGGAUCUGGACCUGCUGUACGACAGCCUGGGGGUCCUGAACCAGAGCGACAGCGGCCCCGAGAUGGAGGACAACGAGAGCGUCCUGAGCACCCCCAAACCCAAACUCAAGCCCUUCUUCGAGGGCAUGUCCCACUCCAGCUCCCAGACGGAGAUCGGUAGCCUGCACAGCCAGAAGAGCCAGCCACACGAGCCCUCUUCAGGAGACCUGUUGACAGUGGAGAAGUGCACAUUAUCUGCAGGUCGCUUCACAGAUGAGAGCUCUGUCCUGGAGCCUACACCUGGGGACGAGGCGGAGGAGGAGGUGGCGGCGGGCACGGCGGGCGUGGCUGCAGCCGAGCUCAGUGCCAGCUGGGACGUGAGCACAGACAAGCUGGCGGGCACCGCGGGCACCGUGGGCAAGCUCUGCAAGACCGAGUCCCAGAGCCACAUGUCCCCCAGUAAGACGGAGAACAAGCUGGCCCGGCGCACCCGCAGCACGUCCAUGAAGGACCGGCAGAACUCCAAGGCCCAGAGCGACCGCACCAGCAGCAUCGACAGCGAGACCUCGCCCGACUCCAGGCUCACCGUACAGGUCCCCAGGAAGUCCGUGUACGACCAGCUGAACCAGAUCCUCAACUCAGACGAGACUCUGCCAGAGAGCAUCAUCCUCAUCAACACCACCGACUGGCAGGGCCAGUAUCUGAAUGAGCUGCUGCAUGAGCGAGGUCAGCCCAUCGUGUCCACCAUCUCCAGCGCUGACGUGCAGGCCGCCUUCACCACCAUCGUCACGCGCAUACAGCGCUUCUGUAACUGUAAUGCCCAGACCCCUCCCCCCAUCAAGGUGGCGGUGGCGGGGGACCAGAGUUACCUCAGCGCCGUGCUGCGCUGCUUCGUGGAGCAGCUGGCCAACAAGACGCCCGACUGGCUCAGCUACAUCCGCUUCCUGGUCAUCCCCGUCGGAUGUCACCCGGUGGCCAAAUACAUCUCCACCUUUGACAGCAAGUUCAACAACAUCUUCAUGGACGCGGGCUGGAGAGACACCUUCAGCAGGCUGGAGGCCCCAGCAUCAGAUAACAUCGAUGUGAACGGCCGUGUGAACCAGUAUCUGGCUGGAGCCAGCGUCUCCCAUCAGUUCCCUAUCUCAGAGGCCAUGCUCACUUACAAACAGAAGAGGAAGAGAAGUUUGUAUUUUGAUUUUUACAUCAGCCCUGAUGAGGACUCCUGUCAGAAGUUUGUGCCAUUUAUUGGGCUGGUGAAAGUGGGAAUAGUUGAACACAGCCUCUCUACAUCAGUGGACUCUGAUGACUGCAUGGUUAGCGGGGUGACCAUGCUGUCGUCUCCCCCGCCCCAGACGGGGGCGCAGUACGCCAAAGACAUGACCUGCACCCCACCCUCCUCCCCCUCCGUCUCCAACGCACUCUCUGGAGCAGGUUCUCCGGGCAUCGGCGGAGAGGUGAUGGGUCUGCAGGUGGACUACUGGACGCUGCCGGGCGCCGAGAAGCGCAAGGAGGGCGAGAAGAGGGACGUGGGCGUCAAGAACACGCUCAAGAGCAACUUCCGCUCGCUGGCCGUCUCCCGCGUACUAGCAGGGGGCGAGCUCUCCCCGCCGCCCGGCAUGGCCAUGACCGUCGUCAUGAAGGAGAAGAACAAGAAGGUGAUUUUCCUGAGCAAGAAGCUGAAAGAGAAGGACGUGGACUCAAAGAGCCAGGUGAUCGAGGGCAUCAGUCGCCUCAUCUGCACUGCCAAACACCAGCACACCAUGCUGAGAGUGUCCAUCGACGGCGUGGAGUGGAACGACGUCAAGUUUUUCCAGCUGGCCGCCCAGUGGCCCACCCACGUCAAGCACUUCCCCGUCGGGGUCUUCGGCUACACCAAGCCCAUGUGAACCCACCCCACCCCACCCCACACACACACACACACACACACACGCAUACCCCUCUGCCCCCCCCCCAUCCCCCAAACCAGCCCCUCCUCACCCCUAUCCUCACACCCCACACCUCCUCCUCACCUCCUGAGAUCCCUGCAGAUCUUAAACCCUCUGAGAGAGAGAGAGAGAGGGAGAGGGAGAGGGAAGGAUGAGGCUUCUGGACUGUUACAGUGCAACGGGGAAAGGCAAAUCAAUGUUAAAAAGAGUGACUUUUCGAAAGCAAACAAGGACGACAAAAAAAAAAUACUGCAAAAUGUAAGAACGGAAGGAAGAUGGAAAGAGUGAGUGAAUGACAGAAGGUCAAGGACAAAGUGGUUUUCCUGUGGAAAAAAAGGAAUUUGACAAGAAGCGUUGACUUCUGGAACUUUUGUGUCAACCGCCAUCUUGCCCACCUAACCCCCCCCAUACUGGAUGUCGUCAUGGUGGUUGUUGAUGUUAUUGGUGUGUAACUGCCCCCUUCUACUCGGCUCAAGUAGGAGGAAGAAAAAAAACAAACAAACAAACAAACUGGUUUUAAAUGUGUGUUCAAGCGUAUGUGCUGCCUUGAGAAGAAAAAAAAAAGACGAAAAAUACGAGACAAAACAUGCGUUUCAGUCACAGCGUGUGUCGUCGUGAGGAGAUGGUAGCCAGCAUAUCGGGCAGCUUGGGUUUUGCACUUUUUGUUGUUGUCUGUUUAUUUUGUAUAAGAAAGUGUUAUGACUUAUUGUUUAGACGUUAUUAUUUCUGUGAAAUCCUGUGCGUAGGUGCUUUUUUGUGCUCUGUUAAAAGGGGUUGGGAGACUUGAGUGAGUGAGAGAGUGAGUAAGUGUGUGUGUGUGCGUGCACAUGCGUACGUGUCAUAGGGUGCUUAGAUAAUGAAGUGUUGCUCUGAGACAUAACUUUUUUUCCCCUCUUACUUGAGAGGAAUGUACUCGCACUCGUGUUCUAGUCGACAUUUUUAGUCCAUUCGAAGUGACUUUUAACUCCAGUUUCUUUUUUUAUAUAUAUACAGUAUAUAUAGGACCUUAUUUACUUAACUAGCUAGCAAUCUUGCCUUUUUUCAUUCGAAAUGAGUGUGUGUGUGUGUGUGUGUGUGUGUGUGUGUGUGUGUGUGUGUGUUGGAAUUUGAAGACAAAAAAUAGUGCAGAAUCCAGGAGCCUAUUUUAGGUAGGGAGAUGCCGGAGAAGUCGGAUCCUCGUGCACGUAUAGAAGGCCUUAACGACAAAGGAAAAAACGGACAGAAAUGAUUUUUGGCUAAAAAAAUACAUAUAUAUUUUCUCUGUCUCUCUCUUUUAGUCAAGCUAAACAGUUCACAACAGUUGGCUUAGCACAGACAGUGCUUACAACACUCUUGGUUACCAUAUGGAGUCUCCACCAGCACACCUCUGCUGCUGCUGCUGUUGUGUUGCCGUUGCCGUUGCCGUUGCCGUUGGCCUUUACGCGUUGUGGUCAGCACGGCAGGCUGUGCCCUCAUCACUGUGGUGUCCACUUCACAGCGCCCCCUUGUGGGAGCCAGAUGGUAUUGCUGCGGUUUAAAACCACUCGUGUGUCUUUUCACCAUCCCAGCCCCUCGCGAGGGGUCAGGUACAGAUGGUCAGCUGAUGGUCAGCUGGUCAGCGGCAUCGUCGGUAGCCAUGGCGUCUGGGGAAACUGGCCAGCGUUGGCACGUUGGCCUUUUUUGCACCUUGCCCACUCCUAACGCCAGCCUGUGUUAGAGUGCCCACUUGGCACAGUCACGUAACACAGCCAUCCAACUUCUCUGCUGAUAUUGGCACGGUAGGAUAUCUCCGUUUUGUCGUUUAUAUUUGUUCCGUUUUUUUUGACGAGCGCAGGACUAUUCGAACCUUCUCUGAUUUUAAGGGCUGAUAACCACUGUGGAGGUCGUAAAGGGGCGCGAAUGCUGGAAUAUAAAUGGGGGGGGGAGGAAAGGUUAAACCCCCCCUGAGCAAAGACUCUUUGAAGAUUUACUGUUUGUACAGUAGGUCUUCUCUUUCUCUCUAUCCCUUGCUCUCUCUCUUUCUCUCUUUCUCUGUCUCUCUCACUUUCGUCCUCUCAUGGUUUCUUCUUCCCUCUGACACAUUAUACAAACCCUUUAAUAGUGAGUGUGUUUGCAUUGCAUGACAACUUUUUAACUUUAGACCGUUUGGAAGUGAUUGGUCUGCUGUGACGGGGGAUUUUUUUUCAAUUUCGACUUGAUGUUAAAUGGUGUCUAAGCGUCAUCUAAGGACUAAGGCAAAAAAAACAAGAGAAUGUCAUUAAUGAGUGUUUAUAUACUGUAUGUGUGUGAGUAUGUCUGUGGUCUUUCUGUGGUCUGUGUGUGUGUGUGUGUGUGUGUGUGUGUGUGUGUGUGUGUGUGUGUGUGUGUGUGCGUGUGCGUGUGCGUGUGUGUGGGUAUGUCUGUGGUGUGUGUGUGUGUGUGUGUGUGUGUGUGUGCGUGCAUUGUUUAUUUCGGUGGGUAACACAGUUGAGUGUGUUCAUUCGGUUGUGUGCGUUUGUUUCCAGGGAGUCGCAUAGAGACCCUUGCUUUGGUGUCCUGUGGGUGUUUCGGGAAGGGUGUACUGUGAAAGACUUGGUGAUCCCAUGGAACUUGCCUAAAGGGAAUGUGUGCGCACGUGCACGUGUCUGUGUGUGUGUUUGAUUAAACUGGAGCGAAACAUGGCGCUUUAUCGUUUGGAUGGAUAUUAUACAAACGUAUUCUCCAACUGUAAAACUCUGGAAGAACUGUGGAUGUUUUACCCCCUCUCCCCUCCUUCUCUCUGACUUUCUCUGUCUCUGUCUCUGAAACAAAUUGAUGGUGAAACUUACAGUAUAACUACAAUGUAUGUUGUUUUAAACGUUUAUUGUACAGAUUACCUUUUUUUGUUCAAGAAGGUAUGAGAUUUGAAAGCCUGUGAGCUAUCCAAAGGUCAAUAUACCUUUUCUUUGAGACGGUGGAGAAAGAUAAAAUUUCUCUCACGGUCAGCUGACUCCGGGCUAGGUUCUAUCCUCAUCUUUUAAAGCACUACUUUGUCUGCCAUUUUGAGAAGACUGCCCUUCGGUCUAAACAUCUUAAGAGAUAACGGGACAUUACAUGUACUCUAAUAUUGGGUCAGACUGGGUUUCGUUUUGAAAUUUUAAAAUGCGGACGUCUUUGCACAAAGUUACUUUUUUUAAAUUAUAUGACAGUAUUCUUUUUUUUAAGAAAAAAAAAUAGACCACUGAGGAAAAAACAAGUGUUUUGUUGGAUCUUUUGUAUAGUUUUGUUGUGUAUGUACAAAACAAAUUGUAUUGUUUCAUAUCGUUUUAACUUUUUUCGUGCAAUGUCUCACACAUAGCUUUUGUGUACUCCGAAACGUUCAGAUUUUAACCUGGCUUGCGUUGUUCUUAAAAACCUAUUAUUAACUGUUCAUUGUUGUGGUUGUUUUUAUGGCCCUUUUUUUUAAAAGGAGUUGAGCUCUUUUAUAGAUGAGUUUGUUGUUUUCAUUCUUCUGACAUUUCAGCUGUUGGUGAGAGGCUGAGGCCCCAGCCGGUGUGAUGAGGUUUUAUAAGUGCACAGAAGAAGACUUUUGUGUGUUUGUAUUCUUUUCUCUCUUCUCUCUUUUUUUGUAUUUGAUAAAUACUUAAAUAACUAUUCUUCAAAUUCAUACACGAAUUACAAAUAUUGAUGAGAAUAAUAAAGAGAAAAAAAAACAUGGAAAACAGUU